Molecule: messenger RNA, 1047 nt
Organism: Ixodes scapularis (black-legged tick)
Lineage: Eukaryota; Metazoa; Arthropoda; Arachnida; Ixodida; Ixodidae
Exons: 5
Coding region: 1-1047 (348 amino acids)
Source: RefSeq, a predicted model, not a curated record
AUGCAUUUCAUUACGCUGAGUGAUGCGGAGGCACUCAUUGAUCGCAUCAGCAAGCUGAAUUUGUGCCCUGGCGCAGGUGUACAGCCCGUUGCUGGCAAGUGCCCAUCUUUCAACGGGAAUUGUUUUCACAAGAAGUGCACUCUUCUCACCAAGGAUGCAGACGGUGCAUGCAUUAACUGCAAAUACCAGCGCAAGUUGAUCAUGAACCAGCUUUCUAGAAGAAGGUGCAAAAAAGUCAAGAGCAAGCCCAACAAAACAACUGCUAUUCGGCGGACUCUGCGACGGAUGAGGGUGAAGCUACAGAAAGCGCAAGUGAGCCUGAGCCAAUUAAAAGCAAAGAACGAGCAGCUCCCUGAGGAAGUCCUCUCCGAGAAAAUCAAAGGGCUUCCAUUGAAGCAGCAAGCGGCUGUACGAGCAUGCUUUGAAGCAGCGCGAAGGAAGUCAAAGAAAGGGAUGAGAUACGAAAAGGAUUGGCUCCUGGAGUGCAUACUUAUCCGUAUGCGAAGUCCCAAGCUGUACAAACACCUAAGGCGGCACGACAUCUUGGCACUGCCUGGCCGCACCUGCCUAAAGAAAGCCAUGCAGCACUUCAAAAGUGGUUUUGGAUUUAACCCAAAUGUUUUUGCUACGCUGUGCGAAAAAACGAAGACGAUGGACGAGUUCAGUCGACAUGGAAUUAUAGCCUUCGACGAGAUGAAGCUUUCUGAACACAUCGACGUAAAGUCUUCAGGCUCCCUUGAGGGGUUCGUUGAUCUAGGGCAGUUUGGUGAAGAGAACUCCAGCGAAGAGCUUGCAGACCAUGGCUUGGUGGUAGUCUUCCAGCCUUUCUCAGGAACAUGGAUGCAAAUCUUGGGCGUCUUUUCCUCGAAGAGCAAUGUGAAAGCAAAUCUCCUGGCCAAGAUUGUCCUGGAAGCAACGCUCCUUUGCGAACAAGCCGGCCUCUUCGUUGAUGGUGUGACAUGCGACGCUGCGAGCUGGAAUCGCAGCAUGUGGAGGAUUUUCGGAAUAAGAGGGAAAUUGAAAGGUCUUGUGGCUCAGCUCAAGUGA